CAUGCGCUUGGACAGGCAGAUGUCAAUGGCGAGGAGGGAAUUCAUUGCUAUUCCCUUGAAGGAAGGGUUCAGCUGCAUGCAGUCUUCCUCUGGCAUUUUGUUGGACUCUCUUCUGUCCUUGCUGCCUCUGUCGACUGCUGGACGUUGUUGUGGACUGUGUUGCUAUUUAAUGCAAUGGGCUGCAUCCAGAGUAUCAGAUGUAAGCCCAAGAGUUUCAGAGACAGUAUCGUCAUCCUGGAGCUGAACGCUUCCAUCGACUCCAACCCCACCAGCAUCGACGAGACAUCCGGCGUGGUCCUGCGCUACCGGACGCCGCACUUCCGAGCGAACGCUCGUAUAUUGGUGCCGCCAGUAGCAGCCAAGGAGACAUGGACCAUCGGGUGGAUCCAAGCCUGUAACCACAUGGAUUUCUUUAAUACGUAUGGGGACAAAGGGAUGUCAAGUUGGGAACUCCCUGACCUGCGUGACGGCAAGAUCCAGGCCAUCAGCGACUCAGACGGUGUCAACUAUCCGUGGUAUGGAAACACUACUGAAACCUGCACCGUCAUAGGCCCCACCAAGAAGGACAGCAAAUUCACUGUCAGCAUGAAUGACAAUUUUUACCCCAGCGUGACCUGGGGAGUGCCCGUCAGUGACAGCAACGUGCCUCAGCUCAGCAGCAUCUUCCGCGACCAGAGCUUUACAACUUGGCUUGUGGCCAUCAAUCAGGCCACCUCAGAGACACUGGUCCUGCAGACGAUCCGCUGGAGGAUGCGGCUCCACAUACAAGUGGAACCAGAGAAGCCACUGGGUCAAAGGGCUGUUCUCAAGGAGCCCGUGGCCCAGGAACAGCCACAGAUCCUGGGCAAGAAUGAGUCCAUCCCCUCCAGCGCCAUGGUCAAGCCCAAUGCCAACGACGCCCAGGUGCUGAUGUGGCGGCCAAAGAAUGGUGACCCCGUGGUUGUCAUCCCACCCAAAUACUGACCUGUUUCCCUGACGUUCACUGACUGGCCUUGGAUACCUUAACAGUAUCAUCUCUUUAUUUCUUUCUUUUAGUCCUGCUCCUCACCAGCUCUCACUGCUUUAACCCUUCUUUAAUAUUUGUUUACCUACAUUAUUUUUGGCCUCUAUAUUCUCUCAUGUUUUAAAAUGAAACCAGCUCUGAGAAGAAAAAAAUCAAAACAAAAGACCAGCUGUUGCUUUGAGGUGCGGGCUUGAUCGUUUUCUAAAGGUACUUUUAAAACUGGAGCGAUAAAAUGCAACUAUUCUACCUUCAGACUUGGUCGGGUCUCACUGUGCUAAAUUGCAAAAAUGAAAGAGAGCAUUUUAUUGAUUUUUUUUUUUUUUUUUACUGUACUGUAUAGUUGUCUGAGCCAAGUGAUGUAAGGUUUGGGAGUUGGGGCGGAUUUAAGUAUUUACAUGACAGUGCGUGUGCACAUGCACAGAUGUCAUGUAUGAGCCCCAGCUGUGUUUUUAUUUAUGGGCUGGAAGAGAAGCACAUUUAAUUGUAUUUGAUGUUAUUGCAGUGUUCUCUACAUGACAAAUUGCAUUGGGUGACAUGCUAGAUUUUAGUACUUUUUACGAAAAAAAAAAAAAACCCCAUGCAAGACAUUCAAUCCAUGCUGCCUUACAUUGACAUUGCUUUCCACUGCAAACUUCUUAGCCUUAAACAAAGUGCAAUGCAGUAUGUGGCAACUCAUUCUGUUCCUUCCGGACUGUUGGCACUGGCACGUGUGGGUUUAGGACAGGAACAAUAGCACAGAAGGAAAAACCCCGGGUCCCAAAUCUAGGCUUGUGUGUUUCAUUAACCUGACAAAACUAUUGUCCUAACAAGUGCAACCAGUAUCAUGUGCAGAUGCAGUUACACAACCGAGCGAGCUAGCUAGCUGAGGUGUGUUUCAAGUGCUUUAUGCAACAGAGGAGAUGCUCUGUGCGGAUGGACAUACAGAGAGGCCAGUCUCAUCAACAGCCCUCAGCACGCACGCACGCACACCCACACACACACACACACACAAAACUAAACAUGCAGUAACAACUUGAGCAUAAAAAAAAUCCACAGCUGACCUCAUUUCACUCAUUUUACUCUGUUAUUAGAGCUCAAUAGCAGAAAGCAACUUCUCCUUUCUUAGUAUCACUCCAUCUCAGGGCCCCUUUUUACUUCCUUCCCUUCUCUCUCUUUUUUCACCCAUCCUGUUGUUGCCUCCUCCUUAUUGCCACAGUGAAUAAGCAUUCGCAUUGCUCACACUGAGCAAUCAAUAAUUAUAUAAAUAAGAGGGGAAAUAACUUUUAAUAAGUGGACGGUGAAAAACAAUAGUCGGUCUUUUUGUGCAAUCUUUUUGUCUUUUCUCUUAUUGUAUUUAUUGUUGCCCCCUUUCUUUAAUACGCCGGCAUCAAUUUUCCUUCCAUAUAAUUGAAUCCAAUCAUUUGUCUUCUAUGUUAACAGACUUUUCUAAUUUUUUUUGUCCCUCCCCCUCAAUCACCUCUAAUCUUUAUCUACACUAGUACUCCUCCUCCCACUCGCUCACUUAUUCACUUCCUCUCCUCUGCCUCACUUUUAUUUUUUUUUAUGUGCUGUUGAGGCUGCAAAGCCAAGCAGGAGGCAUGCGAGUUUGAUGCUCAGUUGGCAUAUAGAUGACCCACUUCUCCAUAGCUCUCACUGCAGAAAUGUGGGGCCUGUCUUUCUUCUUUUCUCCACUGGCACGCACACACACACACACACACACACACACACAAACAAGCAGCUCUGGUCAGCUAAAGAUCAACACUCAAUGAAACGAUGCGUAUUUAACUCCUAAUCUUUGAGAAGCGCUUCAGCUGCAAACUGAAACCUCUUGCAAAAACAUGGAGAUGCAGGCUGAAUUUGGCAUUGGUGGGGUGGGGUUAUUUGCUUAUCAAGGGUAUCCCAAAAGAAAAAAAGAAAAAAAAAAUAUAUAUAUAGGUUGUGUAGACACUUUUUCACUUUUAGAUGUUUGAAACAUCUUGCAGUUUCAUUCCGCCCACCCAGUCUGUGCAUUUGGCACCAACUAAAGAAAUCAUCUGCAUUCAGGUCUGAUCUGCUCAUGUUUUUCACAAAGGUCAGUAGGCUGCUGCUGCUUUGGAGUCUGAGCAUCAUACGGUGUGUACCACAAGACUUGGUCGAGGCCUUCUGUAGCUGUAUUUGAAAUCAACCACUUUGACCUAAGAAAGUAGGUAAACACAAAUGCAAAUAAUGACGUUGAUGACAAUCUGUUCUACUUAGGAGCAGAGCCUUAAUUAAUGUGACGAGUAACAUCUGUGUUUACCUAAAGCAAAGAGCAGGCAGCUGGGUGGGGGGUGCUGAAUAUGAAGGUGACAACAAAUUGGAUCCAUUUAGAUCUUAAUGGCAGCUUAAAAUAACGCUGACAUUUUAGAUGUCAAGUUGAUUCAACUUGUGGCUUGUAGGGAAGGUGAUGCUGCUCAUGUUAUGAACUCACCGACCUCUCUCAAUAUGCAGCCCCUCUGCUCCGUGGACUGCCCCGUAAAGCUGUUUGAUGACCAAUGGACACCGUGGAUGGUACUCAAGCUGGACUACGUGUAAUUUAAUUAAACACUGACACGCAGAGGGGCCCUUACUUUCAGUGUGUAUGUGUGUGUGUGUGUGUGUGUGUGUGCUUUAAAUCCCACUGGAAGGAUUUAGGUGGGAUGAGGAGUUUCACUCAUGUGCUUCUGCUGUUGUUGAAUCAUGACCCUCUCUCGCUCUCUCUUCCCAUUCUCGCUCACACAAAUUUAAGCAGAGGGCAGGGAAGGUUGUGUCCUUGUCAUAAAAAGAGCUCACCCUCUCUCACACACACACACACACACACACACUAUUUCACCCCGAGGCGAAGGAACCAGCCUGGCGUGGUAUCUGUUUGUCACAGCAGUGUCACAUUGGCAGUGAGAACUCAUUUAUCAGCCUGGCACGUGGACCGUCUGAACACAUGCACAAGCCAUAUUCAGCAACACGCCUGUUUACUAGUAAACAGGAAGUGCUUUGCAGCAUGUAAACAUUGUGAUAGCUGUACUGGUAUCAUGAGAAAUUAAAGUACUGAGGUCACUGAGUGGGUGCCUGUCAACUAUCAACAGCAUUUUAUGUAAUAAUGUAGGCAAAGGGCACUAAUUGUCUUCUCUGUGUGUCUCAAUCUAUGAACAUUGUGUAGAUGAAAAUUUGUAACUUCAUAAUUGCUGUAUGUGCUUCCUUGACUAAGCCACAGAAAAACAAAACUACACAUUGUUGUAUUUUUGCUGUACAAAUGAGGAAACAAGUGCCAAAAAAAAUUGGAUAAAGCCAAAACUAUGCAUUGUUUUUAGAGACACGUGAACUCAAAAACCUCUUGGCACUUAAAAACAGAUGUUUUUUGUUUGUUUGUUUGUUUUUUUGGUUGCUUUUAAUUAAAUGCAUGUAGCACA
This is a messenger RNA of Archocentrus centrarchus (flier cichlid), 4386 nucleotides long. It is a transcript of the gene fam78ab, whose product is annotated as family with sequence similarity 78 member Ab. NCBI's taxonomy places the organism in Eukaryota, Metazoa, Chordata, Actinopteri, Cichliformes, Cichlidae. The record is from RefSeq and is a predicted model, not a curated record. Bases 175 to 963 code for a protein of 262 amino acids. The transcript has 3 exons.